GGGAGGAAGGAGAGCCGGAGCAGGAGCACGGGGAUGGACCGAGCGCGCUCGCUGCGCGGCCUAGGGGGGCGUGGAUGCACAGCCUCGGCCUGGCUGUGCGCGGGCCCGGGCGCGUGGGGCCCUGACGGCGGCGCGGGCGGCCGGAGGCCGGGCUGAGGGAGGCGGGGCCCUGCCUCACGGCUCGUCCGCAGGCUCCCCGGCCUUGCUGAGUCAGGCUCCACGCCGCUCCCCGCCGGCUCCCGCAGCCCGGGCCCGCGCCGCGGCCGCGGGGCGGGGGUCGCGCCUGCGCGGCUUCCGGGCCUGGGCCGGGGAUAACCUGUUGGUCCCCCGUUAAAGUUGCAGGUGCCCAUGGCGUCCGACCGGCUACGCAAGGUCAAGUGCCAAUGGGGCAGCGGCUCGGAUGGCUACCCCAACAAGCGCAGCCGCGGGGAGCCCGAGGCCGCGGCCGCCCCCUGCUCCUCCUCCUCCGCCGCCUCCCGGGCUUCCCCAGCCUCUUCCGAUGCCCAGCCUUCCCCUCCUCCCGGCUCCAGCCGACCUACCCCUGGGGGAGGGCCCCGCAGGCCCCCGCGCCCGGAGGCCCGCGGCGAGCAAGAGGGGACCCCCAGAUAUUCACCGGGCUGGAAGGGCUCCGGUCCUGCUCGCCAACUCGGCUGUUCUGAUUCCCCAGGUGCGGGCGGCACUAGCAGCCGCACCCCGCUCCUCCAGAGGACGGAAGGCCUUCUCUCCCCCCUAGAAAGCUCCUCCCCACCCGGCAGCCCCUCCGUCCGAGAAAUGUGCACUUUAAGGGACGCAGCUCCCCACCCCAAGGUUGAUCCCAAGGAUGAAUCCCCCAACUCUGAGUUUGCAGCUAAGGCUGAGAGUCCAAGUAAGUCUAUGGAGGAAGCAGGGAUGACCCAGAAAAUGAAGAGGAAAGUCAAGGACCAGGGGUCCACAGUGAUCUACCUGAAGGCCCUCCAGGGCAUUCUGGGGAAAUCCAUACCAAGAAAGAAAAAGAAAGAGACUGUGAAGCCAGAGGAAAACCAAGACUCCAGCCCUGCAAGCAGAGAAGAACCUGGCAAGAAGAGCGUCUUGGUUUCCUUUCCUGUUACGGAAAAGCAGCAGCACCUGCCAGAAAACAGCCAAGAGGAAGAGGAAGCUGACAGAGGAAAUUUCACCUGCAUCAGGACGGUCAGGGGCUCUGGAGGCGAUGCCCGUGAAAAACCACCUGGUAACCCAAGGACAGUCACUGAGAAAAGCAUCGAGCCCCACUCAGAAGGACAGAGGCCUAAAGAGAGGGAGGUGGUGAUAGAAAAUCCUUCUUCAGAAAGUGACUGGUCAGAUAUGGAAGACAUUCCCACUGCCAGGUUCUCCCAGGAGGAUUCUGUUUCUUUGAACAUUUCUGUAGUUUCAGAGCCUUCGUCCUCCACCACUGAUUAUGUCAUGUACCCUGCUCACCUCUAUGGCAGUCCUUGGCGUGACUAUGCCAGUUACUGGGCCAGCAAUCCCAAGCCUUUCUCUUAUCCUACCACCAACAGCACUGGUGAUGCUUCCAACAUAGUGGGAAGUAAGAAGAGCCAACCCAGUGAUCCCUCUGCUGAGAUUGCUAACAGCAACCCCAGGAAUAACUUGAAGAACUUCGGAGUGAUGGAAGGCAAGCCCCACAAGUCCUCUUCACUUUAUUUCUCUCAGAUGUGGGGAGAAGAAAGGGUGGGGGAGAAAAGAACAUUCCGUGAAGAGGCGCCUCGUUUUUCUCAAGAGUACAUGUCGAGUUCCUCAUACCAGGAAAGCAGGGGGAGCCAAGGAUCAGUGGGCUUCAUUGACACCCACUGUCACUUGGACAUGCUUUAUACCAAGCUGUCUUUCCAAGGCACUUUUUCUAAGUUUAGAAAGAUUUAUAGCAGCUCCUUCCCAAAAGAAUUCCAGGGUUGCAUCGCUGACUUCUGUGACCCUCGGACCCUGACAGAUUACCUGUGGGACGAUCUGUUGAGAGAGGACCUUGUCUGGGGGGCAUUUGGUUGUCACCCUCAUUUUUCCCGAUACUACAAUGAGCGUCAAGAAAGAAACCUCCUUCAGGCUUUGAGGCAUCCCAAGGCUGUUGCAUUUGGAGAAAUGGGACUGGAUUAUUCUUACAAAUGUACUUCUCCAGUCUCAGAUCAGCGCAAGGUAUUUGAAAGACAAUUGCAGUUGGCUGUGGCUUUGAAGAAACCCUUGGUGAUACAUUGCCGAGAAGCAGAUGAAGAUUUACUUGCAAUCAUGAAGAAGUUUGUGCCCACCGACUACAAAAUCCAUAGGCACUGCUUCACUGGUAGCUAUCCUGUCAUUGAGCCCCUGUUGAAGCACUUUCCCAACCUCUCCGUGGGAUUCACAGCACUUGUGACCUAUUCUUCUGCCUGGGAAGCCAGGGAAGCUUUGAAACGGAUACCCCUGGAGAGGAUCAUUGUGGAAACUGACGCUCCGUACUUCCUCCCUCGUCAGGUCCCCAAGAGCCUUUGCCAGUAUGCCCACCCAGGUCUGGCCCUCCACACAGUUCGAGAGAUUGCUAAGGUCAAAGGUGAGCCACUCUUCCAGACCUUGGCCACCUUGCGACAGAAUACGAGCCGCCUUUACAGUCUUUAAGGGAAGGCACAGGACAUUAGGGUUUUCAUAAAUCUACACCAAAAUUCAUUUUCUAAAAUUUUGACUGCAUUUUUUUCCAGUACAGAGAAUGUAAACAUAGGAUUACCCUUUAGGCCUGAUCUGCCUUGAGGUGAACUUUGGUGGCUUCCGACCUUUUUCCUCUUUCCCUCGCAUCUUUCAGGAAGACCCAAACACAGGGCAUAUACAUGACUCACUUCCUGAUCCCAGCAUAGUGUGUGCUUGGACUGUGAAAGGGCUAUCUGGAGAGCCUGUUGUGGGAUUGGAAAGGAGGGAGGGAAGUUUUCUUAGAAGUCUCUUCACAGGCCCUUAGCUCCUCCUGGGUGGAUGAGAAACUGGCAUUCAGAGGCAAACAGGAAGCUAGCUUGCUAGCCAGAAUGUGCUUGAAGGAGGCUGAAGUCAGUGCAGAGAAGAUUGCUGGACUGAAUCUCCAGACACUGUAGCCUGUGGUUAAGCGCCAUAAAGUUUUUCAAUAAAGUCAUCUUCUUAAGUA
Messenger RNA from Dromiciops gliroides (monito del monte), 3106 nucleotides. It is a transcript of the gene TATDN2, whose product is annotated as TatD DNase domain containing 2. NCBI's taxonomy places the organism in Eukaryota, Metazoa, Chordata, Mammalia, Microbiotheria, Microbiotheriidae. Bases 349 to 2595 code for a protein of 748 amino acids. The record is from RefSeq and is a predicted model, not a curated record. The transcript has 6 exons. Gene Ontology annotation, molecular function: hydrolase activity, acting on ester bonds.